Molecule: messenger RNA, 3309 nt
Organism: Chelonoidis abingdonii (Abingdon island giant tortoise)
Lineage: Eukaryota; Metazoa; Chordata; Testudines; Testudinidae
Product: acyl-CoA 6-desaturase
Biological process (GO): lipid metabolic process
Cellular component (GO): membrane
Molecular function (GO): oxidoreductase activity, acting on paired donors, with oxidation of a pair of donors resulting in the reduction of molecular oxygen to two molecules of water
Source: RefSeq, a predicted model, not a curated record
CCAGGGGCGCCCAUGGGGAAAGGCGGGGAGAAAGGCGAGGAGGCAGAGGAGCGCGAGGCGCAGAGCCGGCUCUACAGCUGGGAGGAGAUCCGGCGGCACAACCUGCGGACCGACCAGUGGCUGGUGAUCGAGCGCAAGGUUUACAACAUCACCAAGUGGGCUGCCAGGCACCCGGGCGGCUCCCGGGUGAUCAGCCACUACGCCGGCGAAGAUGCCACGGAUGCUUUCUGGGCCUUUCACCUCAACCCCAGCUUUGUGCAGAAGUUUCUCAAGCCAUUACUGAUUGGAGAGCUCGCCCCAGGGGAACCUAGCCAGGACCGAGGCCAAAACCCCCAGCUGGUGGAUGAUUUCCGGGCCCUGAGAAAAACAGCAGAGGAUAUGAAUUUGUUCAAAGCAGAUCCCUUAUUUUUCUCCCUUUACCUGGCUCACAUCAUCAUGAUGGAAGCUUUGGCUUGGUUACUAGUUUCGUACUAUGGCACCGGCUGGAUCACAACCUUUAUCCUUUCCUGCAUCCUUGCAACCUCCCAGGCCCAGGCUGGGUGGCUACAGCAUGACUUUGGACACCUCUCUGUCUUUAAGAAGUCUUCAUGGAACCAUAUCGUCCACAAGUUUGUCAUCGGGCACCUGAAGGGUGCCUCAGCAAACUGGUGGAAUCAUCGUCACUUCCAACAUCAUGCCAAGCCCAACAUCUUCAAGAAGGACCCAGAUGUGAACAUGUUGCAUAUUUUUGUCCUGGGAGAUUCUCAGCCCAUUGAGUAUGGCAAGAAGAAGCUGAAAUACCUACCUUACCACCACCAGCAUGAGUACUUCUUCCUAGUUUUCCCACCUCUCCUCAUCCCCGUGUACUUCCAAAUACAAAUCAUCAUGACCAUGGUCAGACGCAGGUUCUGGGCGGACCUGGCUUGGGCCUUCAGUUAUUACAUGCGCUAUUUCAUCAUGUACGUCCCUUUCUAUGGAGUUCUGGGAUCCCUGUUUCUCCUCACCUUUGUCAGGUUUCUGGAGAGUCACUGGUUUGUGUGGGUCACACAGAUGAACCAUAUUCCAAUGGAAAUUGACUGUGAGAAGCACAGAGACUGGCUCAGCACUCAGUUGGCAGCUACCUGUAAUAUUGAGCAGUCCUUUUUCAAUGACUGGUUCACCGGGCACCUGAACUUCCAAAUUGAGCACCACCUGUUUCCCAUGAUGCCACGAAACAAUUACUGCAAGAUUGCCCCACUGGUGAAGUCAUUGUGCACCAAGUAUGGCGUCCACUAUGAAGAGAAAUCUCUUGGCAAGGCAUUCAAAGACAUUGUUGGGUCCCUAAAGAAAUCUGGAGAUCUCUGGUUGGAUGCCUACCUCCAUAAAUGAAACUGCUUCGUAGUGGGGAGGUUCGAGUGAUAGGGGAAGGACCGUGUGUUUUUUUGUUUUUUUUUUGUUUUUUGUUGUCAGAUUUUCAGCCUAUAUCUGUGUGCACAGUUGGAGGGGAGUUUCCUGUCUUGUGAAAUGCUACAGGGGGUGGGGGGAGGUUUAAGACACCUUUUUAAACCAGAGGGAUUUUAAAUGUGUUUGGAAGUCUUCAGAAGAUGAGUUAAAAGAUCCAUUUCAUACCACCCGGCUGGAAAUUGACCAAGCUGAGUGGGGUUUUCUGUUUUGGAGGUGGAGGGUGAGAGAGUGGAGUAGAUAACCUGGAGAUCAAUUUCUUCCCUUCCCUCCCUCUUCCUGAGCCAUUCACUUCAGCUUAGCCUCAACCCCCGCACACACAGACACUUGAUUCAUAAACAUGAUCAGGCCAGCAUCAGAGAGCUUCUGCAUCUGUUCCAAUAUUUACAAUCCCAGAAACCCCAAUCAGCUUACACCCUUUCCCCCUUUCUAAUGCUGGUGCAGAGAAGCAACAGCCCAGGAUUGGAUUAUGGUUAAAAACAAAAACCCCAAAAGCCUAUUUGAUCACCCACAGAAUGGUGAAGUCUCUUGGCUGCGCUGCAUGCUGCAUCCUCCCUGAAGAACUGGGAGGCACAGCUGUGAGCAGCAGGUGCUGCAUUAUUAGUCUGUCUGCCUCACUCAGAGCCCUGCUGUGGCUUUGUCUCUCUGUGAGCACAGUGCUGCUUUAGUAAAGGGCACGGCACCAGUCCUAAGCUGAACUCCCGCAGUAGCUUCCUUGGGACUCUGCACAGGCGAAAGUAUCCAACUGCAUGGGCCUCAGGGCUGGAUCGGGCUCCGUGUGUGUUUUUACUACUCACCCGUGUUUUCAGGGGUCUGCAACUCAGCUCUGGGCUGAAACAGGGAGAAAGAUUUCACAAUCACUUGGUCAGGUUUUCUUUCCAUGUGGCCCAUUAACGCUGCUGAGAUGUCUGCUAACUAAUGAUACUGUUGAUGCGCAUAACAAAUUGACCUGCCCAUUGCAGAUGCUUUAUUGUGCUCCUCUAUAGUUCAUAAACUGCCUUGGGCGGGAGGGGUUGCAGCUAUUUAACACAAAUACAGCAGAGAACCAAGCUACCCUGGUUUUACAUUUGGUGUGAAACUUUCCAUAGAGCACUGAGAAAUGUCUUAAAUUGUCUAGACCUAUUUUCUGUCUGAUACACAGUUACUCAAGAACCAUUAAUGGCUCUAAUGGAGGGUAGUAUGACACAGGGCCCCAUCCAAAGCCAACUGAUAGCAAUAGAAAGUCUUCCAUAGACCGCAGUUGGCUUUACAUUAGGCCCGGAAACUUUAAUUUAAUACAGUUGAAAGCAAGACAGAUGUGACAUUCCAGUAACAUUAAGGACCAAGGUUUCUGAAAAAGGCCUCUAAACUUCUGCCCAUCCCUCAUUGCUUGUUCAAAUCCCACAUUUCCUUGUGCAAAAUAGGUAUUUUGUCAUGCAGUUACCUAACAUCAAGUUUACAAGCACAUCAUUAGGUCCCAAUCCCACAACUGAAUCUUCCCAAGCAGAUCCUAUCACCCAGAUGAUGCUCCACUAAAAUCAACAGGACUCUGCCUGCCUGUAGGCAGCUUCAGGACUGAGGCUUGACACUUGAGAAAGUUUAACUCACUUUAGAAACUAUCUCCCUGAAGAUCAGAUUUUACUACACUAAAGCACAUAGUGGACAUCGUAAUUUAACCAAUCCACUGAUACCUGAAGUUUGUAGGGGACUCUAAAUAUUUGGGUGAUUUUAUACACCCUGUUGAUUGAAAUACUUAAAUAUCACCACAGGUGGUUAAAAUGAAGUUUUAUUGUCCUGGUGGUGUUUCAGUUUCAACCAGACCUUGAACACCUUUUAUAUUGCAGUCCCUGGGGUUCCAGUCUCCAACUGCAUAAUUAAUAGUAUCCUUCUGUAUUUUGUAAUCUUUUUGAA